GUUUUACGUCCGGAUUUCAGGAUUUCUUAUAUCAAGAUUUGUUUGAACUUUGACAGCGUUGUUAAUGCUCCAUGUGUGACUACUUUCAGGUCGAUGUCGUCCCUACCGCCGGAGCCGUUUAUGAUGCUCCGCGCGAAGGCGCUGAGCAAGCGAGUGAUCAUCAACGUGGGCGGGGUGCGGCACGAGGUGCUGUGGCGAACACUCGAGCGGCUGCCGCAUACGAGGCUCGGCCGCCUCAGGGACUGCAACACUCACGAAGCCAUCACUGAACUUUGCGACGACUACUCCUUACAAGACAACGAGUACUUCUUCGAUAGGCACCCGAAAAGCUUCAGUUCCAUACUCAAUUUUUAUCGAACUGGGAAGUUGCAUUUAGUUGAUGAAAUGUGUGUGUUGGCGUUUAGCGACGAUCUCGAGUAUUGGGGUGUGGACGAAUUGUACCUGGAGUCGUGUUGUCAGCAUAAGUACCACCAGCGCAAGGAGCACGUGCACGAGGAGAUGAGGAAGGAAGCCGAGAGCUUGCGGCAGCGGGAAGAGGAGGAGUUCGGUCAGGGCACUUGUGCUCAGUACCAGAAAUGGCUUUGGGACCUGCUCGAGAAGCCGACCACCAGUAUCGCAGCCAGGGUGAUCGCGGUCAUCUCGAUCCUCUUCAUCGUGCUGUCCACGAUAGGGCUCACUCUCAACACGAUACCCCAGAUGCAAGUGUACGACGACAAGGGCGCGCCCAUGGAUAACCCACAGCUGGCCAUGGUCGAGGCGGUGUGCAUCACCUGGUUCACGCUCGAGUACGUGCUGCGGUUCAGUGCUUCGCCGGAUAAAUGGAAGUUCUUCAAAGGUGGACUAAAUGUGAUAGACUUGCUGGCUAUAUUGCCUUAUUUUGUAUCUCUCUUCCUGCUCGAAACCAAUAAGAACGCCACUGACCAGUUUCAAGACGUGCGCCGUGUUGUGCAAAUUUUUCGUAUCAUGCGAAUAUUGCGCAUCCUUAAACUCGCCCGACACUCGACCGGCCUACAGUCGCUCGGGUUCACGCUCAGAAACUCCUAUAAGGAGCUUGGAUUGCUCAUGUUGUUCCUUGCGAUGGGAGUACUCAUAUUCUCCUCAUUGGCAUAUUUCGCUGAGAAAGAAGAGCCGGGAACUAAAUUUAUUUCCAUUCCGGAAACGUUUUGGUGGGCCGGCAUCACCAUGACCACAGUCGGAUACGGUGACAUUUACCCCACGACCCCGUUGGGCAAGGUCAUCGGCUCAGUUUGCUGUAUUUGCGGCGUGUUGGUAAUUGCGUUACCCAUCCCAAUUAUCGUCAACAAUUUCGCCGAGUUUUACAAGAAUCAGAUGCGGCGCGAAAAGGCGCUCAAGCGACGAGAGGCGCUCGAACGCGCCAAGCGCGAGGGCUCCAUCGUUUCCUUCCAUCACAUAAACUUACGCGACGCAUUCGCCAAGAGCAUGGACCUCAUCGACGUCAUCGUGGACACAGGACACAACUUGUCGCAGGCGGACGCCACUAGCUUGGAGGGCGAGGCUCCGGCCACCACCGGCUGCUACAAACAGUACGAACACUCCAUCACCAAUAAACUGCCUCAGAGUGCCGACCCCGGCCAGUUUCAGAGCAGCCCUCAGAAAGAGCGCCGUUACUCGAACGAGGGCUUCGGUUCGCCGGAGAAACGCUUGCUCAUAAAUCCCGAACCUACACCAGGGUACAAGGAGUUCAUCGACGCCGAGCAGUUGAUGCCGAUGUCGACGUCAGACUUGCGGCAGCCGGUGUGCGUCGAGCUGGCGUGCUUGCAACGGCACCCUGCGCCCAAAGCUCUGCCCGAAGCCACCCCCAAUAGUCUCGACAGCCCAGAGGGCGACAUCGCAUGCGAGAACGACUCAUCAAACUUGUAUGUGAAUCCUCUGGAUGGUAGCGGCGGAGGCGGAGCGGGUGGGGGUGGGGGCGGGGUCACUGCCGAAUUUAACGGAGUGCGCAGGAGUGCAUCUGGGGAUGGAAGCGUGUUGUGUGCCAAAGGUUCACAGGGCGAAGGGUCGCCGCGAGGGUCUCGGGUCAGCCUGUCGGGCGCGGGGGCCUUGCCGGCCGCGGGCGCGGUGGCGAUCGCAAGACCGCUAGACGCGUCCCGCACCAGCCUACCGCAGCAGCUGGAUGACGCGCCCCCGGUCGCUGACGACGCCAAGCCCAAGCACAGAAAGGCCCGCUUCCAACAGGACUGGACGGAGGAAGAGAGGAAGCCGCCGAGAGGGAUAGCUACGAGGAUAAUUAAUCACCACAUCCUUUUUGGUAAGAACGGAAACAAACGCGGCGGCGGCUGGCCGCUAGAGGGCGACUCGCGAUCGCGCUCCAUUCUCAAGAACAAGGAGUCACGAGGCACCGACAGCGAGCUGUUACUCCAGGAGACCACCUCGCUCGGUGCUAACGGCGAUUCUGGCAGCGAGUCGUCGCCGAUUAGAUUGAAAGACUUCAAGGGCCAGAACCACAAGGGCGGCGCUUCAGAGAGGGACAACCUAGUAACGUAGUGUGUAGAGGGCGCUUCUUGCUUGACGCGCCAAGUGGGUCAGUUACCCCGGUAGAUACGCGGACACGGCAUUCGCCAGGCCCCAUACACGAAGCGAACUUGAAUACUUAGAAUGCAAUAACAUUAAAAUUAUAUACAAAUAAUUUUAACAUAUCAUUGGGCGAUUGUGACUGCUUGUUGAAUAGAUUUUCAUUUCGUAGAGUUAUAAAUAUUGUAAAAAAUAUUACUUAUUGUAAUAAUCGUUCAUUCCAAUCGAAAAGUUGAAGAAACCUAUUUGUUAAGUUUUUUUACGUGCAAUUAUUAAUUGCUAAUUCUAAUGUAAGCGAUAUAGUUUGUACAGCAUAGUUGAUGAAAAAUGAAGCAAUUAUUAAAAUUAAACAUUUUCUGAAAUUGUUACUGAAUGUUUCCUUUAAAGCCGUACGGAGAAUUCAACAGGUAACUGGGUAAACAAACGAAAAUACUAUUAUUAGUCAACAAUGAUAUUUAUUUGGAAGCUAAAAUAUAUCCUAUUUUAGAGUAUUAAACAUAGAAUUAUAACGUAAAAUUUUCCAUUUUAACAUUAGGAACGUGCUAUAUUAUAGAAAAGGACAGUUAACACACAAUGUCGACCUUAUUACAUAUUACAAUUUUGCAAAACUUUAGAAAAUACUUCCAAACAAUCUAAAUGAUGAUAAUAUCACAAAUUACAACGUGAGACACGUAAUCCACUAUUGAUUACCAUGACUGCUUUUGGAAUUUAAAUAAAUAGAAAUAAUUUAAAAAAAAUGGUCCAAAUAAUAAUACUCAAUUGUCACAUAGACGAUAAACAUUAAUUAGAUUAAUACUUAAUUAAAUAUAAUAAAACAUCGAGUGAGUGAGUGAUAACAAAACUAAGACAUUAAAAUACUUUGGUUCAUGUGAGUACAUUCAUUAAACUACGUACACUGGUGUGACUGAAUGCUGAAAUCCGUUGUUAUGUUCUGUGCCCAAAAUAUACACGAGUUGACAGAGAAACUUUGAUAAAAACCAUUGUCGGCUAGGUAGUGUAAAUUUACUUAAAAGCCUUAGAGAGAAAAGGCUCCCUAACGCUCACAAUUAUUGUAUCCAAUGCCAUGUAUCGGAGAGACUGGUCAAGCUAUUAUAUAAAUCCUCAUUCAAAUAAACUACAUAAUGUCUCGAUCUUACUUUAAUACUUCACAAAACUUCAGACAAGUAGGCACGUGAAAUAAUACGACAGCCUUUUUGAUAAUAUAGUAAAUUCGUCUUAUUUAAUCUGUACAUACAUGCCUAUAUAUAAUUAUUUUGUUAAAACUAUUUACAUAAACAACUAGAACAUUUAAUUUACAGUCAUCUAAAGAAAAUUCUAAUGUGUUGUGUAGUAUUACAGCAUAAUAAUGAGUUACAAUGGACGUACUUUUCGGGGAACAAACAGAUAUCAGCACUUGCUUCAAUUCAGAUCCAUUAAAACUUUAUUCAAAAAAAAAAAUCUUAUUUAAACAAUUGAGGAACCUGCUAUAUUAUAUUGUACUUUGAUUUCUAUACCAAACUUAAUUAAUAAUUUAAAGAAAAUCUACAAAAUAUGUACUUUUCGCAAAUCCAUAGAGCCCUUUUUUAACGAGAGGGUUUAGUGUUAUUUUUUUAAACAGUAGAAGUAGAAUUGUCAUUCUUUGUAUAAAAAAAAAUUAGAUUCAAUAUCAGCAAUGUCGGUAAUGACGACACAAAGAAAAUACGUAUAGAUCUCGAUGUAAAGAAAGAUCGAAGAAGUUAUAUUUGUGUAUAAAAAAACACACACCGUGUAUAAGAAUCAUUUGGUCUACAAGAAAAUGUUUUUUAUAUUCAACUAGAUUUUUCUGUCAGCUUCGGCCGCGAUACCAAACCAAAAAGUUUUUAACAUGUCAUUUAACUUUAUUAUGACUCGAUCAUUCGUUUUUUUUUUGAGGUGGCAGAGUUAUCGAUUUUCUUUCUUGCUUUGGGUGGAGCGAGAGGGGGUGUCAGACUAUUACUAAUUAAAAACCACCUCGUUCCUUCUCCUACUUCAGGCCGAAGCCGCAUUACAUUAGUUUUUGCCCUUAUUUAACAUUUGUAAUAUUAAUUUGACAGUAUAAAAUUUGGGUCUGAUUAAUAUAAAAUCCAGUAUUAUCUUGAUACAAGAGAAUUACUUGAGUCAUGUGACCGAUCAAUGUCUGAUAUUAUCGAAAUCAAUAAACCAUGACUCCGCUGUGUACAAAGCGUCUUUAUUAAAUAAUAUACUAUAGGUAUAUAAUAAUAUAUAUAGUAGUUAAUGGGUGUAAAAACGAACUUCGUAUCUCGGAUGACAUGACAUAAAUAAACAUAUAAGAUUUUUUGUUUAGGAUUUGCAUUGCUUUUGUACUUGUUUGUAAUUCGGGACGGAUAGAAAAAUAUUCGUUUUGCUACACUAAUAAUAGUGAGGGAAAAAUAUACGUUUCCUUAGUACCGAUCAACAUUUAUAACCUCACUUAAAGAUCAUGAUGAUGGUAGCGUGAUAUCCUUAAUACUUAACCAUGAAAUCUAAGGACUUUCCAGUGCGAAAAACCAUUUAGAGGUGCUUAAAAUAAUAAAACUUGAAAACGAUCCUAAGUUCAAGGUCACACGAUUUAAAAUUGCAUGUAGCUUAAUAACCCGAAUGAUCUGAAUUGCGCUGAUACCUGCCCCGACCUCGUAGCGAUCUCUCCGUUAGCAUUGCCCUCGCAGCCGAUACAGGUAUUGCACAUAAAUAAAUGUUAUUGUUACAAAAUUAUUGUUUAUCCGUACAUUACUUACAUUGAACACACAGGCACCUUACUUUAGUAAUCUUGGCAGUAUAUCAUGGCACGUGACACUUUGUUGUAUUUCUGUAGCAUUCGAUGCCCUCCGCAACACUCGAACAAACGCAACUUUUUGAACCAAAUUAAUAUUACGUGUAAAUGUGUCAAUUAUUUGUUCGUACAAUAUGAAAAUACAAUGAAUUAUUAAAUUUAAAGCUUUGAGUAAUAAAAAUAUCACAAAUAACUUUGUCAGUUUAAUAUAUGAAGCCAAAUUGAAGGCCCUUUGGGGACCACGAUCGCUUGGAUUUGUCCGUGCACGGUGUUCUCUAUAUCCUAGAUACGUAACGUAUAAAAAUGUGUCACCAGCACAUAAUGUGUUGUUAUUGUGCAAAAAUGCUUGUAUCAAAUUUGGCUUCACGUCAACGUAUAAAACAACAAACAGUGCUCUCUAUAAAUUAUCCAUAACUUAGUGACAUUUCAUAUAUUCUCCCGUUCAAUCACUGCGCACACACUGCACAUCUAUGUUCUGUAGGAAUUUCUGAAAACCUAACAAAAUGCAAACCAAAUCAAUAAGUGUUCCCAAAUAUAUCGAACUCAUGAUGAGAGAUAUUCACGGAAUGCGUAGAGUUAGAAACACAAUGCAAAAUAUUUAACUUAACAACUAAAUACUAGUAAUAACAAUUCCUUUUAAGUAUUAAUAGUCAGUUAUGUUCCUGAUACACGUAAGAAAAGUAAGAUAUCGGGCGCGGUAUGUUUAGUUCGACCAUCAUAAACAUGCUUUGCAGAAUGAUUGAUAAAAUAAAAUUUGGUUUUAAAACUACCGAAAACAUUGUGACUAUAAUUAGGUUGUUAGGAGUCGGUACUGUAUGAACAUUGAACCUGCCGAUGUAAACCUUCACAUCACAUACAAUCACGUCACAGACACAUGCCAGACGGAGCCAGUUGUACGCGUAUCGCAAAUACAAAUUUCGUUUGGACUAGGUAUUUACAUAGGAAUGAAUCCAAUUCCCGAUACAACAUUUACACUGAAGCACGAGAGCUCGGCAAGGAGCCGUCACACACAGGUAUGUACAAGAUGGAGUGCACGCGAACACGUUAGUAUCAGCGGCGACGCGGAGGGUGGACUACCUGUGCCAGGCUAUGGUGAGCGCGGUGCGGAGCUUGGUCCACAGCCACGGGUACAGGCCGCCGCCGCGCCACGCCGCGCGCGCCACGUACUUCACGUAGUCGUACAGCCCCCACGGCGCGUGCCCGCCGUUCACGUAGUACACGUACGUGAACCCGUCCUUACAUCGACCCUUAAUCGAGUAGUAGUACGGCAGAAACGAGUGCAGGCGGAAUCUAACAAACAGACAAUCCACCUUUUACAAAGAAUGUUCAUAAUAAAUAUUUUGGUGUUAAUUUUCAGGCCAAUACAAAUAUGUAGUUAGGUAUAUUGUUUGCAUGCCAUUAUUAUU
This is a messenger RNA of Spodoptera exigua (beet armyworm), 6705 nucleotides long. Lineage: Eukaryota; Metazoa; Arthropoda; Insecta; Lepidoptera; Noctuidae. The record is from the annotation of a GenBank genome assembly.